AUGGCCCUCGUCAACGUCGAGCAGGUGCCUGCUCCAGACCCUGUCGAGAAGACCCCUGAUGUGCUUGUUACCCCUUGCGAUCCGUGGCCUGCGCCGUAUUAUAUGGAACGCGGACUGCGUCGUGUCCGACCUUACCAUUACACCUACAAUACGAACUGCAAGGAGCGAUGGCGGGGUAAGAGGUUGGAGGACAUUUUUACCUCUGAAUUCCGAGACCGAGCGCCUGAGUACUAUAGGGCCGCACUCGACAACGGCUUGAUCUGCGUCAACGGCAAGCCUGCUGGCCGAGACACCAUCAUCAAAAACGGCCAGGUCGUCUCCCAUACCACCCAUCGACACGAACCCGCCGUGACCAGCGCUCCGAUUGGUAUCAUCCACGAAGAUGAUGACUUGAUUGUCAUUGAUAAGCCGGCCGGCGUGCCCGUCCACGCUGCGGGUCGCUACCACUACAACUCAGUCGUUGAGAUUCUUCGCGCAGAGCGAGGUCAUGACUGGAUUCCUAGACCUUGCAAUCGGCUGGAUCGAUUGACGUCGGGAAUCAUGUUCAUUGGAAAGCAUCCCAAGGGUGCAGAGAAAAUGGCGGGGGCUUUGAUGGCGCGAACCGUCCAGAAGGAGUACGUCGCCCGUGUUAAGGGCAAAUUCCCCGACGGCGUGGUGGUCUGCGACCAGCCCAUCAUGCAAGUGAGUCCGAAGCUGGGUUUGAACCGGGUGCGGGCCACGGGCAAGUCGGCCACGACCAAGUUCCGUCGUCUGGCAUAUUAUCCUCCUCAGGCUGCGGUUGCUUCCGCCGAGACGCACGCUGCAGCUGGGGAUCGCGCGGAGACUCCUCCACCCGUUCUCGCCAACGAGGACGAGGGUUACAGUGUUGUUCACUGUUUCCCCUUGACUGGACGGACACACCAGAUUCGCGUGCACCUCCAGUUCUUGGGUCAUCCUAUCACCAAUGACCCGAUUUACUCGAACCGUCGCGUCUUUGGACCAGAGCUUGGCCGCAACGAGACCAGUGGUGAACGUGAUGAUGAAAUCAUGGAACGACUCCAUCGCAUGGGCAAGACGGAAGUUGCCGACACCGUCUCAUACCGCACUCACUUGACCGCUGCGCCGAAUGUUCCCCCGGGUACCGACCCGGCUAUUCUAGCGGAGAUCAUGUCCCGGGAGCAGCAAGCUGCCUCGGAGGAUUACGAGAAGCGCAAGGGUGAGCGUCUCUCCGGCAAGUUCUGUGAUGUCUGCCAAACGGAGCUGUACACGGACCCGGGCCCUCACGAGCUUGGUAUCUUCCUGCACGCCGUUGCUUACGCUGAUCGUAACGGCGACUGGGGUUAUCGCAGUCCAAUGCCGUCCUGGGGUCUCCCACCUCCCGGAUCAGAGGGCCCUCGUGAAGUCCCAGACUGGGUGCCCGUUCCAGAGAGCGAGGAGAUCGUGAUUGGUCACGGUACCGUUCCUCCGGAGAUUGGCGUUGAGGAUGAGAAUGAGCAGCCAAAGCCCAUUUCCAGUACGGUUCUUGUUACUGGUGUUGGAAUGGUUGACUUCUCAGACCCGAGGCAUGGUUUGAAUGGUGCUGUUCCGCAGGCGAAGGAGACGGAGACACCAACCCCUUCAAACCCGUAG
Penicillium cataractarum is the source of this 1608-nucleotide messenger RNA. Its product is annotated as pseudouridine synthase family protein. Gene Ontology annotation, molecular function: RNA binding; pseudouridine synthase activity. The transcript is spliced from 2 exons. The record is from RefSeq and is a predicted model, not a curated record. Gene Ontology annotation, biological process: pseudouridine synthesis. Bases 1 to 1608 code for a protein of 535 amino acids. NCBI's taxonomy places the organism in Eukaryota, Fungi, Ascomycota, Eurotiomycetes, Eurotiales, Aspergillaceae.